UUGAUUCAUUUGUGAAGGCAUUAAACAUAGCGCCCAUGUUUACCGGCUUGGUUGAGAAGAUCGGCGCGGUCACGUCGCUAGAAGCUCAGGAUGAGACAGCUAGUGGCGGUGGCGGAACGUCUUUGACAAUAUCCAAUUGCGAGGAAAUACUUACGGACUGCCAUCUGGGUGACAGCAUCUGUGUCAAUGGAACAUGCCUAACCGUAACCGCCUUCGACAAAUCCUCCUUUAAGGUCGGAGUCGCUCCGGAAACCCUACGCCGCACGAACUUAGGCUCCCUCACAAAAGGGUCCUGUGUCAAUCUUGAACGUUCUGUCACUGCCUCGACACGGAUGGGCGGCCACUUCGUCCAAGGCCAUGUCGACACUGUCGCAAAAAUAUUAUCUGUCACGCCAGAUGGCAAUGCGCUGACCUUCCGCGUCCAGCCACGGGACAAAAGCUUGUUGAGAUACAUUGUUGAGAAAGGAUAUGUUACAUUAGACGGCGCAAGUUUAACGGUGACGAAAGUGGUGGAUGGUGAAGCAGGAUGGUUUGAGAUUAUGCUGAUUGCCUAUACCCAAGAGAAGAUUGUGACGGCUAAGAAGCGUCCUGGAGAGGAGGUCAACGUUGAAAUUGAUAUCGUUGGUAAGUACGUCGAGAAGAGCGUUCAAUGCUACUUUGAAGGACACGGAGGUGGAAGUGAUUUUGCUAUCCUGGAGAAGAUGGUGGGAAGGCUGGUGGAAGAAAAGCUACGGACUUCAAAAUCUUAAGAUAUUUCCUUACAAUGGUAUAUCUCUAUUUCAUGUCAUGAAAUACAAUUCCGAUUGCACAGAUGGUGUCGGGGUUGAAGUGCAAGACUAGCAGGCAAAAGGAUUCAGGUGGGAGAAGAAUAGCUCAAUAAAUUAUAAAACCGUGAAAAUUAAUCGGAAUCAUUGUUUUGUCCAA
This is a messenger RNA of Histoplasma capsulatum G186AR, 924 nucleotides long. Its product is annotated as riboflavin synthase. Gene Ontology annotation, biological process: riboflavin biosynthetic process. The transcript has 3 exons. The record is from RefSeq and is a predicted model, not a curated record. Gene Ontology annotation, molecular function: riboflavin synthase activity. The coding region runs from base 36 to 749 and encodes 237 amino acids. NCBI's taxonomy places the organism in Eukaryota, Fungi, Ascomycota, Eurotiomycetes, Onygenales, Ajellomycetaceae.